Molecule: messenger RNA, 990 nt
Organism: Camelina sativa (false flax)
Lineage: Eukaryota; Viridiplantae; Streptophyta; Magnoliopsida; Brassicales; Brassicaceae
Molecular function (GO): nucleic acid binding
Source: RefSeq, a predicted model, not a curated record
AUAUACGAGGCGUCUUUUUAUAAUUUUUUCUCAAUCUCCAAUUGCCUCUGGCCGGCGAUUAGCAGAGGCGGUGGUCCGUUCGAAUUCGAUAGAGAGACCCAAUUUUGAUCUGCUCUUCCUUGAGUUUCACGUUUUUGGGUUUGGGAUUUGUUAUGGAAUAUUCCUCAGUUUCAACAAGUUCAUGGGGUGCCAAUAUUGGGUUUGAGGUAAUGGUGCAAUUGGGUUAUUGCAGCAUCUAAAGAAGCACGGUACUGGUCUAGGAAUCGCUGAACAGGGGAUACUGAUGCCUAUAGACACGCAAGUGAAACAUAACAAACUUGGACUGAGAGCAGAGAAACUAAAGAUACAAUGGAGGAAGAAAAUUGUAAAGUCUCAGGCUACCAUUCCUCAAAACAGUGAAAAAUUGAGUUGCUGUGUUCAGGUGUCGAACGUUAUGGGUGAGUCCUCUGGAUCAAGCAGUUCAUUGCCUGCUAUCAAUUCUUCCAACAUUGGGUUUCAGCUACUAAAGAAGCAUGGCUGGACGGAAGGCACUGGUCUUGGAGUCGCUGAACAGGGCAGAUUGGUGCCUGUACAAGCAGAGCCAAAAAAUAACAAAAGAGGAUUGGGAGCUGAACAACCAGCUAAGAGAAAAGCGGCACAACCUAAGGCUACAGCUUCUGGACACGGCGAAAAGGAUGAAGGAGAGUCAAAGAAGAGCAAGAAACUCUCUAAGAAAAUGCGGAAGAUGAUGGAGCACGAAAAACAUCUACAAGAAAAAGAAUUUGAACGAGCCUUCUAUAGGGAGUUCUGGCCUGAGAAUCUAUAACUAACUAGGUUUUCUCCUUUAGUUCUUAUUGACCUGGAUGUUCCAAAAGCUUUCUGUAAUUACUGCAAAUUUAGAGUAGCUUUGUUUCCUAUAUAGCCUUGAUCUAUGAGGAAGAAGAAAGAUAGUUAUACGACCUGCGAAACAUUCUUCCGUAGAUUAAUCUACCCUUUUGACAUUUAUAAAAA